AAUAACCCUGACUCACUCACUCUCUCCGUUUCCUUCACAUUCAUCUCAACAAAGAACUUUUAACAAUGGCGUCGUCCUCGAAAUCGGUUGUUGUGUCGAACAAGAGAUCCGCCGGCGAAUCUUCUUCUUCCGAGAUCGAGGAAGCGGUGGCGAGUCUUACGAUGUCUUCCAACAAAAUCACGCUGAUCAGCUCCGACGGCGUGUCGUUCGAGAUCGACGAAGCGGUGGCGCGUCAGUUUCUGAUCGUAGCGCACAUGAUCGAGGACGACUGCGCCGGCAAAGCGAUUCCGGUUGAGAACGUGACCGGAGACAUCCUGGACUUGGUAAUCGAGUACGGAGAGAAGCACGUGGGAGAAGGCGGUGUUAAGCUUGACGAAGAGGAAGAGGAGGAGGCGAAGAAGAAGCUGGACGAGUGGGACGCAGAGUUCUUGGAGAAGAUAGAUCUGGAGACGGUGUUCAGACUCAUCCUGGCGGCGAACUUUCUCAACUACGAAGGGCUUCUCGGUUUCGCUAGCCAGGCGGUUGCGGAUUACAUCAAGGACAAAUCGCCAGAAGAAGUUCGAGACAUCUUCCACAUCGAGAACGAUUUCACACCUGAGGAGGAAGAAGAGAUUCGCAAGGAGAACGCUUGGACUUUUAAUGAAGACGAUAA
Messenger RNA from Camelina sativa (false flax), 652 nucleotides. Its product is annotated as SKP1-like protein 18. Lineage: Eukaryota; Viridiplantae; Streptophyta; Magnoliopsida; Brassicales; Brassicaceae. Gene Ontology annotation, biological process: ubiquitin-dependent protein catabolic process. The record is from RefSeq and is a predicted model, not a curated record.